Molecule: messenger RNA, 578 nt
Organism: Lactuca saligna
Lineage: Eukaryota; Viridiplantae; Streptophyta; Magnoliopsida; Asterales; Asteraceae
Source: the annotation of a GenBank genome assembly
AGAAAAUGUUGUUCGCACCAUGGUUUCGAUUCAUCACGCAGAAGCGAAUUCCAUCCACUAUGAUCCAUCACAGAAACUACAGUGAUCAGACAAAAUUGCAGGAAGAUCUGAGAAAGGUUCUCAAUGAGGAGGAGGAACGUUUGAUCAAGGUUCGCAAGGAGGAGCAGUUACAGGAACAGCCAAGCGUGCUUCGUCAGUUGGCUGAGGGAUUGGCAUGGAAUCGUCAGCUGGAUGAGGUUGCUCGUGAGUAUUCCUAUGAAAACAUGAAGACGAUCCAUGGAGGGAUUGCAAUGACAAUUAAAAAAGCAUGUUUGUUCCCAUAUAGCGAUCCCGAGGUGACAUUCUAUAAUGGACCAACUUUUUCCAUGCAGUUUCGAAAAACAAUGGCAACAGGGAUAAAGAGUGGCAUCCUGCAUCCAAACCACCCAAUCCUCGAGUAUCUGCUGGAUUAUGAGAAAAGGGGACCUCAGGACAAGCGUAAAGGAGAAAGCAAACUGGUGAAGAAUUUCAAAGGAAAUAUGACAGUUAUAAUUGCAAACCGCAUCAGGCCAGUGGCACCUGUUAAAAAGGAUUGGUAA